Heteronotia binoei (common prickly gecko) is the source of this 1968-nucleotide messenger RNA. RefSeq names its product amnion associated transmembrane protein (gene AMN). Gene Ontology annotation, cellular component: endocytic vesicle; apical plasma membrane. Bases 24 to 1478 code for a protein of 484 amino acids. Gene Ontology annotation, biological process: receptor-mediated endocytosis; intracellular protein localization. Lineage: Eukaryota; Metazoa; Chordata; Lepidosauria; Squamata; Gekkonidae. The record is from RefSeq and is a predicted model, not a curated record. The transcript is spliced from 12 exons.
AAGUGCAAUUCACAGCUUGCGAAAUGAAGACACCGCUUCUCUUCAUUUUCCUACAUCUCCUCGGUCCUUCAAGAGCUGUGUAUAAACAGUGGAUCCCAAACACCAAUUUUGAAAAUGCUUCCAACUGGAAUCAAGGCCGAGUCCCAUGUACCAACGACAUGGUCAUUUUUGGGAGCAGUGAGGUGGUUUCAGUCUUCGUUCAGUCACCCCACUCCUUGGCAGACAUGCACCUUCCACUGAAUGGAGAGUUCAUUAUGGCCCCUGGUGCUGGGUUUGCAGCUUUUGACGGCAAUUAUGAACCAGGAUGUGAGACAGCUUCAGAGAUCAAAUUUACCAGUUCAGGGAGUUAUGAGUGGUAUGACCCCACAUUGUGGCAUGCUGCAAUCUCCUUGGAAGACCUGGAGAGGGGCAAGUAUAUGUUCUCUGUGGAUGAAGAGCGUGUCCCGUGCCAAUACGACAACGUCUUCUUUCAGCCCGAAACUUCCUUCCGGGUGAAUAUCGAGUCCUCCGAGCAGAUGAUUCGUCUCAGGAGCAUUUCCAUAAUGGGUCAGAAGUUCACCGACAGUGACACUCUGGCAGAAUACAUGAAGAGCCGUUCUGCAAAGCUGCAGUUCCACGGGCAAGGGGCAUUCCAGCUGUCAAACGCCAGAUGUCCAGACAAAUCCGGCUGUGAAUGUGGGAAUACAGCUGACCAUCACAGAAUCUGUGCUGCCUUGCUCCAGAAUUCUGAAGGCCGGUGUCCAGCGCUUACAUGCAAGAGCCCACUGAAGCCAGCUGGCCACUGCUGUGAAAUCUGCGGAACUGUCAUUUCCCUGGAAUACUCCACAGGUUUUGACAUUGAGCUGUAUCGGAACAGAAUACUCCAUACUUUUCUGAGUCUGCCCAAGAAUGCAGGUGUUCAGAUGGCUAUAUCGAAGGUGCAUGGACCUCGCACUUUCCUGGGACUCUUGCCACGCAGCUCUGAGUCCUUCAUCCAGAUUAUGCUAAUGGAUAACAGGACCGGGUCCCAGAGCGGCACUCACACUGAAGAGCUGGCUGAGGACAUCAUGAGGGAUAUAGCAGAACAUGGAGAGUCCUUUGGCAUUGUGAGAGGCUCCUUGCAAGCUGCCACGGGCAAUUACUGGAGCACUCAAGGAGCAGGCUCCCAUAGCCGUGUGACUACAGCUGCGAUGCUGAUUGGCUCAUUCCUUAUCCUGCUGCUGCUUUUUGGAACUGUCCUGCUCCUCUACAAGAAAGGGAUACUGAGAUCUUCCCCCUGUGCGCCUUUGCUGUCCCGAUGGAAGCGGAUGGAUGACCUGGAUUCUUUGGGAGAAGCCAUGGACAAAGGCUUUGAUAAUCCAAUGUUCGACACGCCAUCCAGCCUUGCGGCUUUAGAGGGUGCGUAUUCUGUGGAGGAGACCCCAAAGGAGAUGGGGAGCAAAAAUACCCAGGUUUAUUACAUUAAUCCUUUAUAUGACGAAACAGAACUUCGAACUUAAGAGCAAAGCCAUCCAAUGAAGACAACCCUGCGGAUUCCUCCUCUUUGCUUGCAAUUUUGUCUCCAUAGGGAUUACCCCUCCACCAGGAAGACUGUAAGAGCCUCCCGUUCAUUUUCAUAGGCUUGAGGAGAAGAAAUUCCUGGCAGAUUGUGUUUAAUGUCAGUUUUCCAUUUACCUUUCUCAAAAUAGCCACUAAUUUUAUUAUGGGAUGACUAUAUUCAGUUAUUGGGCAGCACUCAGGAAUGAUACCAUUUGCAAGUCUAUUGAUCAUCAUUUCCAGGAUUCACCCCAAUCCAGCAAGAAUUGUUAUCAUAGUAGAAUAUUUUUGCCUCAGUGGUGUACAGCUGAUUCUUCCCAAUUCUUUCAACCCUCAAAUGAUGAUAGUGGGCACAUUUUUAAUGUUUUAAUGACUUGGUUUUUCCACUUUGGGGACCCUAUUUGAGUGGAAAGGUGACAUAUACAUGUUUUAAUUAAAAUAAUACGACACUUA